AUGGACAUGUUACUUGAGCACGGUGUUAUUGCUAGAUACACAGAAUGUCCAACGUGCCACAGACAAGUGGAAAUCAACAGAGAAACACUACAAUUUACGUGCCAGCGACGUUACCAAGUGGACAGACGUGUGAGAAAGUGCAGAUCUCGACAGAGUGGCAAAAGAGGCACUUGGUUUGCGUUGUCGAAGCUGAAAUUGGAAGACAUUCUGUACAUGACAGUGCUAACAUGUGUGUACAUGAUGUGGCUAAAGAUGUCAUUUCCGCGACAAAGCUUCAUAAUGAGGGAACUUUCUUGUUCAGCACACACCAUCGUAGACUGGUCCUCAUUUUGUCGCGAGAUAUGCAUCAAUUGGUGCACCAGAACGUCUGUUCCGCUUGGUGGGAUUGGAAGAAUUGUAGAGAUUGAUGAGACGAAAUUCGGGAAAAGGAAAUACAAUAGGGGCCGGAUCAUCGAAGGACAAUGGGUCUUCGGGGGUUUUGAACGUGAAACCAAGAAGGUCUUUUUAGUUCCAGUGGAAAAUCGUACAGUUGCGACCCUCCUUGCAGUUAUCAGGCAAUGGAUUUUGCCUGGAACAACCAUUGUUUCUGACUAUUGGAAGUCAUACGACACAUUGGAACAUGAAGGGUUUAAACACCACAAAGUAAAUCAUUCCCUGAACUUUGUGGACCCCCAAGAUCCGCUGAUGGUGACUCACGGUGUCUGA
Molecule: messenger RNA, 705 nt
Organism: Sitophilus oryzae (rice weevil)
Lineage: Eukaryota; Metazoa; Arthropoda; Insecta; Coleoptera; Curculionidae
Exons: 1
Coding region: 1-705 (234 amino acids)
Source: RefSeq, a predicted model, not a curated record